Molecule: messenger RNA, 312 nt
Organism: Lasiodiplodia theobromae
Lineage: Eukaryota; Fungi; Ascomycota; Dothideomycetes; Botryosphaeriales; Botryosphaeriaceae
Exons: 2
Coding region: 1-312 (103 amino acids)
Source: RefSeq, a predicted model, not a curated record
AUGUUGCACGCCGUCUUCGCCCUGGCCACUCUGACCAUUGAUCCCGCCUCACCCGGAAAGAACGCUCGUCGAGCUGAGGCUUUCUUCCGUCAUACUCAGGCGGUAGACCUGUUGAAUGUGCCCGAUGAUGAGGUUGGGAUUGAACUGAUUCAACUGGGACUUCUCAUGGGCUUCUACCUGCAAAGCACCGAGAAGUUCUCCAGAUGCUGGAACAUCACUUAUCUCACGAUACGAAUUGCUAAGAACAUUGGAUUGGAGCUCAGUGGAAGUAGCCAUGUCAUUUGGGUGUCCCUCAAUGAUCACUACGAGUGA